GAGCUGCGUUGAACAGACGGGAAUAUCCUGUUGCAUGGUGAUAUUGGAGAUCGUUCUCUUGGGUAUGAAGCUAUAGGAACAGAAGCUGCGGUUGGAUCUCAGCUACAACUGCGCUAUAUCCAGGAGCUAAGGACAUUCCCCACAGUUGUCCAAGGAACAAUGCUAGAUUCUUAUUUUUUGAAGGAGCUAGAGGAUGAACAGGUAUCAACACCUGCCUUGCUUGUUUUAUGUGCCUUACCUGGAUCCUGACCCUGCCUCUGCACACUUCAUACAGUUUGCAACACUGAUGUAACAAUGGGAGGGGGGAGAGGGCAGGGAGCUGGGGUGUACAGAGGAAGGGAAGCAGGAGGCAGCCGUGAUGGACAGCUUGCAAGAAAAGAACAGAGCCCGUAGUGAGGCCAGUGGGCAGUGUGCCAGCAUUUUGGUGAACCCGGAUUCCUGAAUGUAUAAGAGUUGGGACAUCUACCCUGCUCUGCAUGCACUAUGCACAAAGAGUUAGAACAAGUUCUCAGAUUUAACAACAAAUGGAAACUUUCCGGAAUCCAGAAGAUCCACUACAACUCUCUAGAAAAGAUAGUGGGAGGAUAUGGCACAAUCCCCGGCAAGCUGAUUUGGCCAAACAGCCUGACAACAACUCCCGAAGGUGACUUGGCCGUGAAAGACAGUGGAACUGGGCAGAUCCAGAUCUUUAGCGCAGAUGGUCAGGUUAAGCAAAGGUUCCCUUAUGGAUUCGAACCAAUUAAAGGGCUGGGGGACAUUACCUGCAUGAAAAAUGGCGUGCUUCUCGUUACCAACGGGACCAGAAUCAUCCAGCUUUUCAGCAAAGAUGGGGAGCUGAUCCAUGAGCUGAAGUCUCCGAAAAUCACCUGGCCUAAUUCAUAUGGGAUAGCCGUCUUGAAAGCGAACAAAAUUGCAGUGACAGACUGGAGUGACGGAGGGAAAAUUAACAUCAUUGGAGUGGACUGGAGAAUGAACGCUGUUCUGAAGACAAGUUCCAUAGAAGGGUUUCAUAGGCCGGUGCGGGUGGUAGCCAAUAAGAACGACGAAAUCUUAGUUACAGAAGGGCAGCUUUUCGGAAGGUACCAGGGCUGCUGCAUCAAAGUUCUCGACAAGGGAAAUAAGGUGAAAAGGACUAUAGGCCCGCGGUACGGGCGUGUUCAUACCUUCGAAAACCCUUCUGGCAUCUGUGAGGAUGGGCAUGGGAACAUCUUCGUAUCCGACGAAGGAGAAAACUGCAUUGUGAUGUUUAAUCCCGACUCAUCCCUCAGUACUGUAUUGGUGAACGAGGGCCUGCUAGGACCAAGCGGACUCUCCAUGCUGGACCAUGGGAUGAUAGCUGUCACCGACUGCUACAACCACUGUGUUAAAAUCUAUCGGUACAAAUGAGCAAGUCGCCGCCUUCAAUGAGCAAGGGAACUCACUGGAAUAAACACAGCUGACUCUCUGUCUUCCCA
Messenger RNA from Podarcis raffonei (Aeolian wall lizard), 1454 nucleotides. RefSeq names its product E3 ubiquitin-protein ligase TRIM32-like. Gene Ontology annotation, molecular function: protein binding; ubiquitin protein ligase activity; translation repressor activity. Bases 484 to 1386 code for a protein of 300 amino acids. The record is from RefSeq and is a predicted model, not a curated record. The transcript is spliced from 4 exons. Gene Ontology annotation, biological process: protein polyubiquitination; proteasome-mediated ubiquitin-dependent protein catabolic process; negative regulation of translation. NCBI's taxonomy places the organism in Eukaryota, Metazoa, Chordata, Lepidosauria, Squamata, Lacertidae.